Molecule: messenger RNA, 2376 nt
Organism: Elephantulus edwardii (Cape elephant shrew)
Lineage: Eukaryota; Metazoa; Chordata; Mammalia; Macroscelidea; Macroscelididae
Gene: DENND1C
Product: DENN/MADD domain containing 1C
Exons: 22
Biological process (GO): endocytosis; endocytic recycling
Cellular component (GO): intracellular membrane-bounded organelle; cytosol
Molecular function (GO): guanyl-nucleotide exchange factor activity; phosphatidylinositol phosphate binding
Source: RefSeq, a predicted model, not a curated record
AUGGGAUCCAGAGCUGAGGGGAGUCCCCCUGCCGUGUUUGACUGGUUCUUCGAAGCAGCGUGCCCAGCCUCCCUGCAGGAGGAUCCUGCCAUCCUGCGACAGUUCCCCCCAGAUUUCAGGGACCAGGAAGCUAUGCAGAUGGUGCCCAAAUUCUGCUUCCCUUUUGAUGUGGAAAGUGAGCCCCCCAGCCCCGCGGUCCAGCACUUCACCUUUGCCCUCACGGAUCUGGCUGGCAAGCGCAGGUUUGGGUUCUGCCGCCUGCGGGCCGGUGCCCAGAGCUGCCUCUGCAUCCUCAGCCACCUGCCGUGGUUCGAGGUCUUCUACAAGCUGCUCAACAAUGUGGGGGACCUGCUGACCCAGGGCCAAGUCUCAGAAGCUGAGAAACUGCUUUUAAGCCUCCAACAGCAGCCCCUGCCUGGACCCCAGGCUUUGAUGGGGCUGGAGCUGGUGGGUACCCCCACCCACAGCGGCGGGCCUGGGCUUUCCUGCUUCGUGGCCCCGGAUUCUGACCGUCUGCCGUCCAUCCCGGAGAACAGGAACCUAACGGAACUGGUGGUGGCGGUGACCUACGAGAACAUCGUGGGGCUGUUCGCGGCGCUUCUGGCUGAGAGGAGAGUCCUGGUCAUCGCCAGCAAGCUCAGCACCCUAACCUCAUGUGUCCAUGCGUCCUGCGCUCUCCUGUACCCUAUGUGCUGGGAGCACGUUCUGAUCCCCACGCUGCCUCCGCACCUGCUGGACUAUUGCUGUGCGCCCAUGCCCUACCUCAUCGGGGUGCACGCCAGUCUCGCGGAGAGAGUCCAGGACAAAGCCCUGGAGGACGUCGUGAUGAUGAAUGUGGACUCCAAUACCUUGGAGACGCCCUUCGACGACGUGCAGGCGCUGCCCCCGGACGUGGUGUCCCUGCUGAGGCUGCGGCUAAGGAAGGUCGCCCUGGCCCCCGGGGAAGGAGUGUCCCGUCUUUUCCUAAAAGUCCAAGCUUUGCUUUUUGGAGGGUACCGUGAGGCGCUCAUCUACAGUCCGGGCCAGCCGGUGACCUUCAGCGAAGAAACCUUCUUGGCUCAGAAAUCUGGAGCUUCACUGCAGGACUUCCACCGCAGGGCUGUCCACCUGCAACUGUUCAAACAGUUCAUAGAAGGCAGACUGGAGAAGCUCAACAACGGGGAGGGCUUCUCAGACCUCUUCGAGCAGGAAAUCACCAGCAGCGAGGGCUCCUCAGGUGCCCUCCGCUCUUACCAGCUCUGGGCAGACAACCUCAAGAAAGGUGGUGGUGCUCUCCUGCACUCGGUCAAGGCGAAGACACAACCAGCUGUGAGGAACAUUUACCGCUCGGCCAAGAGCGGCUUGAAGGGCAUGCAGAGCUUGCUGAUGUACAAGGAUGGGGUCUCUUGUCUGCAAAGGGGGGGCUCCCUGAGGACCCCGUCCCUAACCAGCCGCUCAGAUCGUCUACAACAGCGCCUGCCAAUCACCCAUCACUUUGGACAGAACCGACCCCUCCGUCCCAGCAGGAGACACCGGCCAAAAGAGGGACCCUUUGAGCCCCUUGAGUAAGUGACGCCCCCUCGGAGCCCUGAGGACACCAGGCACUCAUGGGCAGAGGAUGCCCUGGACAGCAGCUUCCUGGGGUCCGGGGAGGAACUGGAUUUGCUAAGCGAGAUCUUGGACAGUCUGAGCGUGGGAGUCAAGAGCACAGAGAGCCUGCGGCAAAGCCAGAGCCUGGACUGCUGCCACCGAGGGGACUCGGACGAAGCCUUUGGCCUGGUUAGCGUACCAGACCAGACAAGCUGGCACCCCGGGGAAGAGAAUUCACCAGAAUGCCAACCCCAUUCCCUGCCCAUUGAUUUGUCAUCUCUCCAAGACCCUGAGAUCUCGAACACGUCACACAGCUCAGACAACCCCUCAGAGGCCAGCCAAGACAGCACCAUUCCCUCCUGGCCUUCAGCUGCCCCCACAGACCCCAGCAGCCCAGGGGACACAGAACCGACCCCUUUCUCCCAGCACUACCCCCUGAUCUCACAGUUGUCCCCUCCCCACAAAUCACUGGAAGAAUCUAGAACUCAAGAGAGCUCCUGCUCCUGGCCCCCCACCAUGGCCACCCAGCCUGACCCUCCAGGAUGCCCCCCGUCUCUGCCCCCACCAAAGUCCAACCUGAAUACCUCGUGGACGUCCCAUCCCCUGGGUGUGUCCUCGGACCCCAAUUCCCCAGAGACCCCUAGAAUCCAGUCUUCCCAAGGGCUGCUGGCAGAGCAGGCUCGUCGGCAGCCCCUCAAAGAGCCGGGAGCCCCCAGAACUCCCACUGCACCCACCAGCGACUGCGGGGUACCGCUCACCAGAUGCCGGCCCCGAGUCUCUGAGCUUAAGAAGUGUUUUGAAAGUUAA